UGUUAUUAUUAUUAUUAGUAAUAAUAUAUAUUUAUAUGUAUAUAUUGUCCUUGAUGCUGCGUCACUUGAUGAUGUCGCCCGCCCGGAGGUCUUAGCAGCUCGACUACCCUCUCGUUUCCCCGCACGUCUCUGACCCGCAGCCCCAAUGAUGACGAUGAGCUCAAUAUCGGACUCUCUGGUCCCGCCUGAUCCGUCCAAGUCGGCCUUUUUGGAAUUCGGCGGCCACGGCUUCCCCGGACACCAGCAGCCCUCGCCGGGCUUUUCCCACAACCAUUACCCGGUGCACGGUCUUCACGCGCAGCAUGACGGGCCCUUCGCCCCCGGUGCGUCAUCGUACGGUCGCCCGUUGGGAUACCCGUCCUACCACAGCCCGGUGGGCGCACACCACCCCGGGGCCUAUCUGCCCUACCAGCACGGGGGGCACGGAGGCCCGCUGGGCCACAGCAGGCUGGAAGAUACAGAACACGAGAAGCCGACCACGGUGAUAGAGAACGGGGAGGUGAGGCUGAACGGCAAAGGCAAAAAGAUCAGGAAGCCUCGGACCAUCUACUCCAGUCUGCAGCUCCAGGCCCUCAACCAGCGAUUCCAGCAAACCCAGUACCUGGCCCUGCCUGAGCGGGCCGACCUGGCAGCCAAACUGGGCCUGACGCAGACCCAGGUGAAAAUCUGGUUCCAAAACAAGAGGUCCAAGUACAAGAAAAUCAUGAAGAACGGACCAUGUGGACCUGAGGGGGAACACCUGGCCCCCCCCCCACCCUCCUCCUCCUCCUCCCCCUGCUCACUCUGGGACAUCGGCAUGGCCGCCAAAGGGGCCGCAGUGCAUUCUGGGGGAUAUAUGAACAAUUUCGGACACUGGUACCCGCCACACCAGCAGGACUCCAUGCCAAGGACUCAGAUGAUGUGACGACAGGUCCGGCGGCCAUGAUGGAUUUUUGGCAGGAUUGGCGAACGGAGCCGUCGCUCAAACUGUUUAGCGCCUCUGGAGGCAAAAAAAAAAAAAUGGUCGCAAAUUUGGGGCAAAAGAAAUCUGAGCAGCAAGGUUUUUAUUUUUAGAACACAACACAGAUGAAUCACAAAAUAUUUUUUUAUGUCUAAAAAAACUUUGUCCACUGCCUUGGAACAGGACGGCCUUCAUAACUAAAUAUAUA
This is a messenger RNA of Cynoglossus semilaevis (tongue sole), 1148 nucleotides long. RefSeq names its product homeobox protein Dlx4a-like. Gene Ontology annotation, biological process: cell differentiation; embryo development; regulation of transcription by RNA polymerase II. Bases 146 to 904 code for a protein of 252 amino acids. Gene Ontology annotation, molecular function: RNA polymerase II cis-regulatory region sequence-specific DNA binding; DNA-binding transcription factor activity, RNA polymerase II-specific. The record is from RefSeq and is a predicted model, not a curated record. The transcript is spliced from 3 exons. Lineage: Eukaryota; Metazoa; Chordata; Actinopteri; Pleuronectiformes; Cynoglossidae.